Molecule: messenger RNA, 1923 nt
Organism: Priapulus caudatus
Lineage: Eukaryota; Metazoa; Priapulida; Priapulimorpha; Priapulimorphida; Priapulidae
Product: actin-like protein 6A
Biological process (GO): nervous system development; regulation of transcription by RNA polymerase II
Cellular component (GO): SWI/SNF complex; NuA4 histone acetyltransferase complex
Molecular function (GO): chromatin binding
Source: RefSeq, a predicted model, not a curated record
UAGAUGGCGCUGAUUACAACAAAAUGACACCGGUCUGUCUUUUCCAAAUUUAUCUGAGGCGAUAAUUCUACGUUCAUCUGUUGAUUAUCCAUUGCGUGUAGAUUUUGUUUGGAGAUUUAUGCAGCAAUUGAUUAUCAUAUUCAUUACUAACGGUUAAGCAGGAACAAAUAAUGAGUGGGGGUGUGUACGGAGGAGAUGAAGUUGGUGCAAUAGUAUUCGAUAUUGGGCUCGCAUACCAAGAGCUGGGUUAUGCAGGAGAAGACAGUCCGAAGAACCGCCCCGCAGAAAGAAAUACCUUUCAUACCGCCACUGGAGCAGCAAUCGGGAAGGGCAUUGAAUGUUCGGGGCCACUUCAUGCGGAUGGCAUGAUUGAUGACUGGGAUAUGUUUGAGGAGGUUAUGGAUCAUCUAUACAAGAAACACAUUAAAUCUGAGUCCAAUAUGCAUCCAGUUAUGAUGUCAGAAGCACCAUGGAAUACAAAGGCAAAACGAGAGAAGUUGACAGAACUGAUGUUUGAGCAUUACAAUGUGCCAGCAUUUUUCCUGUGCAAGAAUGCUGUCCUGACAGCGUUUGCAAAUGGUCGCUCCACUGGACUGGUUCUGGACAGUGGUGCAACACACACAUCUGCAGUGCCAGUUCAUGAUGGAUAUGUUGUCCAGCAAGCUAUCGUGAAGUCGCCACUGGGAGGUGAUUUUCUCACCAUGCAGACGAGGAAGGAUCUAGAGGAAAUGGGCAUUGACCUUUGUCCCAACUAUCUCAUAGCCAGUAAGGAGAUAGCCAAGGAAACCGAGAAGCCAGUCUAUGUGAGAAAGACGAAUGUGCCGGAGGUUACUCGCUCCUUCCACAACUACAUGGUGCAGGAUGUAGUUCAAGAUUUUCAAUCUACAUGUCUGCAAGUUUCUGACCAACCAUAUGAGGAAAGUGAGGCUGAAUCUAUGCCAGCGUCGCACUACGAAUAUCCAACCGGCUACAAUCAAGAUUUCGGCGAGGAGAUGUUUUUGAUGGCUGAGGCGUUGUUCGAUCCAACACGCAUCAAGGGUGCGACCGGGAGCACCAUGAUGGGGAGUAGUCACGUCGUAACCACCAGCAUCGGAAUGUGUGACCAGGACAUCAGAAUGAGUUUGUACGGCAGUGUCAUAGUGACGGGAGGCAACUCUUUGCUGAAUGGCUUCACAGAGAGACUCAAUCGAGAUCUCACCAGCAAGACACUUCCGAGCAUGCGAGUGAAGCUGAUCUAUCCGAACGGUGCAGCAGAGAGAAGAUUCAGCUCAUGGAUCGGCGGCUCUAUCUUGGCGUCAUUGGGUUCAUUUCAGCAGAUGUGGAUUUCGCAGCAAGAGUACGAGGAAGGUGGGAAGGGCUGUGUCGAUAGGAAGUGCCCAUGAGGAGCGUAUAAUAUAUCACCGAUAAUCGUAAUACGAUGUAUCCGACUCAUCGUUGUUCCAGUUGGCUUUAUCUUGUCUCGAGCCCAUCGUUGUCACAGUUGGUUUCAUCUUGUCAUGAGCGAAAGAACUUCCGUAGAUGCUGGCCGGUAUAAAUAAGGCCAGGAGCGAAUAAAAACAAAUGCACAAAAUCAACAAAUUUUAUUUACUCCCGAUAAGCUUUUGCUUUUGCUCUCAGAGCCAUCUGGUGGGUAAUUUCUUUGCUAGCACUCUCGUCGGCGGUGGCACGUAGGUGAGCAGUGUAAUACUUCAGUAGCUAGAUGUUUGGUGUCGCUUUACUGCGGAUGGAAUUUCUUAUCUACGGCUAAUAUAAGAGAAUGUAAAAAAAAAAUGUGAAAAAGUGGAGUUUAUAAAGAAAUCAUUACCGGUCUGUCUAUUGAAUUGUUUCAUAAAUAUUGUGAAUGUAAGCCUUGAUGUAAUCUAUUGUCUAUUUAGUAUCAUUGUGAAAUGUAAUGUCCAAUAAAACGUAGUGUGUUUUUCUAAA